AUGGCGGAAGGAGGAAUCGACCGCAAGAUGGAGGAGCGCAUGGAGUUUUCGACAUCCAAGGAAGUUCGCGUCGCGCCCACCUUUGAGGCCAUGCACCUGAAGGAGAACCUGCUCCGUGGAAUCUACGCAUAUGGAUACGAAUCUCCCUCUGCCGUUCAGUCGCGCGCUAUCGUCCAGAUCUGCAAGGGUCGCGACACCAUCGCCCAAGCCCAGUCCGGUACUGGUAAAACUGCCACCUUCUCCAUCUCCAUUCUUCAGGUCAUUGAUACCGCUGUGCGCGAGACUCAGGCUCUCGUCCUGUCUCCCACCCGUGAAUUGGCAACUCAGAUUCAGUCCGUGGUUAUGGCCCUCGGCGAUUACAUGAACGUCCAAUGCCACGCUUGUAUCGGCGGCACUAACGUUGGCGAGGAUAUUCGCAAGCUCGAUCACGGCCAGCACGUCGUCUCUGGUACUCCUGGACGUGUCGCUGACAUGAUCCGUCGCCGCAACCUCCGCACUCGCAACAUCAAGAUGCUCGUCCUGGAUGAGGCUGAUGAGUUGCUCAACCGUGGUUUCCGCGAGCAGAUCUACGACGUCUACCGUUACCUUCCUCCUGCCACUCAGGUCGUCGUUGUGUCAGCCACUCUCCCUUACGAUGUGCUCGACAUGACCACCAAGUUCAUGACUGACCCCGUUCGUAUCCUCGUCAAGCGUGAUGAGUUGACCCUGGAAGGUCUCAAGCAAUACUUCAUCGCUGUUGAGAAGGAAGAAUGGAAGUUCGACACUCUUUGCGAUCUUUACGACACCCUCACCAUCACACAAGCCGUCAUUUUCUGCAACACCCGCCGCAAGGUCGACUGGCUUACCGACAAGAUGCGUGAGGCCAACUUCACCGUGUCCUCCAUGCACGGUGAGAUGCCUCAGAAGGAGCGUGACAGCAUUAUGCAAGACUUCAGACAAGGCAACUCAAGAGUCCUCAUCUCGACUGAUGUCUGGGCUCGUGGUAUCGAUGUUCAGCAAGUCUCUCUUGUCAUCAACUACGAUUUGCCCAGCAACCGUGAGAACUACAUCCACAGAAUUGGUCGUAGUGGAAGAUUCGGCCGCAAGGGUGUUGCCAUCAACUUCGUCACCAGCGAGGACGUCAGAAUUCUUCGUGACAUCGAGCUUUACUACUCUACCCAGAUUGAUGAGAUGCCCAUGAACGUCGCCGACCUGCUUACCUGA
Messenger RNA from Aureobasidium pullulans EXF-150, 1203 nucleotides. Its product is annotated as ATP-dependent RNA helicase fal1. The coding region runs from base 1 to 1203 and encodes 400 amino acids. Gene Ontology annotation, molecular function: ATP binding; RNA helicase activity; mRNA binding. The record is from RefSeq and is a predicted model, not a curated record. The transcript has 3 exons. Lineage: Eukaryota; Fungi; Ascomycota; Dothideomycetes; Dothideales; Saccotheciaceae. Gene Ontology annotation, cellular component: catalytic step 2 spliceosome; nucleolus.